Molecule: messenger RNA, 3623 nt
Organism: Cuculus canorus (common cuckoo)
Lineage: Eukaryota; Metazoa; Chordata; Aves; Cuculiformes; Cuculidae
Gene: CD99L2
Product: CD99 molecule like 2
Exons: 11
Coding region: 64-762 (232 amino acids)
Source: RefSeq, a predicted model, not a curated record
CCCCGUCCCGCCCCGUCGCAGGCGGCGGCCGAGCCCGCGGCAGACGCGCAGCCCCGCCGCGACAUGACCGGCCGCCGCCUCCUGGGGCUGCUCCUCGCCUCGGCCGCGCUGCUGGGCGCAGGUCAUGGGGACGACCUAGAUGACUUCAACUUAGAAGAUGCCCUGCAUGACCCCACCAUCAAGCGACCUACUCCCAAGGCACCUAGGAAGCCAGCAGGUGGGACAGGCGACUUUGAUUUGGCCGAUUACUUUGACACCCCUCUGGGGACCACCACCAAACCAGCCAAGCCGACUCCAAAGCCUUUCCCCCGGCCAGGGAAACCAGACAACAGCUUUUGGGAUGUCGUCCGCACCACCACGACCAAGCAGCCAAAAACUACAAGAGCCCCUCCCAAGGAUAACCCAGGAAAGAAUCCUAUGGAAUUGGACUUGGCUGAUGCCCUGAAUGAUAACAACGAUUGGAAAGAUCCUGGGAAGCCGAACGUAAAGCCAGAUAAUGCAUUUUCAGAUGAUGACCUGGCCAGCAUUGUGGAUGGUGGCUACGCUCCAGACAAAAAGAAAGGUGGUGAAGGCAACACCGACACCAACUACAGUGCACCUCUUUCCCUCUUCAUCCAACAGACACAGUGGAGACGGGGACAAUCGCUGGCAUCGCCAGUGCCCUGGCUAUGGCACUUGUCGGGGCUGUCUCCAGCUACAUCUCCUACCAGCAGAAGAAGUUUUGCUUCAGCAUCCAGCAGGGACUUAAUGCGGAAUACGUGAAAGGAGAAAACAUGGAAGCUGUCGUAAGCGAGGAACCCCAAGUUAAAUAUUCAGUACUGGAAACACAGUCAGCAGAACCACCAAAACAAGACAGUGUGAAGAUGUAAAGCACGACCCGGGGCUAGGAAAGAAUCAGUCAGCAGCGAACGGAGAUCUUACAUGCUUGUAAUUUAGCUUUCUAUUUAAUUUGACUCCAAAGCUAUUUAAUGUGUACUUAGGCUUGAACUGGCUUCUUAUUGCUCUAGGCUUUAGGGUUAGAGUAGUAGUACGUGUUUAUUUUUUGUAAAGAGGUAUAUGUUUACAACAAAGUAAUAUUGUAGGAUUGAUGUCCAGUUGUGUGCAAACCAACAGACGGUGCUUCAAUAGCGGUUAGUUUUUAAUUAAGGGACAAGAUCUUUUUUUAAGGAGCAGAAGAGCUUACAGGUGGGAGGACAGUGAAGUGCCUGUAAAUAGUAAUCCAAAGCAAUCCAUCCAAACCCCUUUGUUGAGCACCUCCAGACAACUUCUGCCAUCAGCUAUGGACAUGUCACUUCCAAAAGCAGUGAUGAAAACUACACAUUUCCUGAGGGCAGACUAUGGUCCUUAGUGUAGCUACACCUAAAAAUGAAGUGCCUCCCUGUUCCAAAGCCAGGAGUUGAGGAUUCUUCACCAACACACAGCGCUGGGCUUCUAACCACAGAAAAGGACCUUAUUUUCAUGCCAAGUCAUAAAUACAGGUAACAGCAGUGCGUGCAGUGUUCACUUUUAGCUAAUACUAGUUGAGUGCUUGGCUGUGCUAGAGAUGAGAAGUGCCAAGCAAUACAGUUUGUCUGUGUGACGUGAGAUACCUGCGUUGUCACUGAAAUGAAAACUCUGUGUUUGGAUGCUUUCAAGGACAGCUUCAGAUCUCAUUCACACAAGAACAAAUUACAGAUUGAACCCAAAAGAAAAUAAACAAAGGUAUCCGUUAAGAUCUGUAACACUCACUACCGCAAAAGAAGACAAGCUUAGCAAGAUGCAGUCCCCCCACUUUCUCCUUUUAUCAGCAGCUAUUGAGAGCACUGCCCGGCGGUAAAGGCAGAAAAUGGAUAUAAAGCUUCAUCCUGUGUGUCACCAACUAACCUUUAACCUGCUGAGGAUGGGUCCUCUUAUCACCAUCACGUGUGGGGUUCCAGCAGCUUCCUGGGAGGCAGUGGGCUGUAAGCGGUGCUCAGCAGGGCUCUGGGCUGCUGCCACGACAGCCCCGCGAUCCCAUGCAAGCGCUCAUGCAGCUUUCUGCACUGUUACAGAACCACGAUCAAGUCCUGACCUUCACUAUCAUGCAAGAAUUUGUGUUUAUGUCUCUAAUCCCUCUCCAACCCCUGUUUAUCACUGCUAAAAUAUGAAUACUGCCACUCUGAUCCAUUUUUCCAAAUCAACGGUUGCUUAAGAAGCAUGCUCUCAAGUGAAGAAAAAUCACUCUAUAAGAGACAACACGCUAUUUGUAAAUAUGUUGCAUUCUGUACUGUUUUGCAACUCCCAUAUUUUGUGUAUUUAAAAAAAGAAAAAGCCUUUCUGUUUGAUGUACAAGUUCACAGCUUCAAGGUAGACACGACUUAUAGAAGUCCUUGCCAGGAGGUGAAUCGCCCUAGGAGCUUUACUGCCUAAUUGAAAGGAAAUUGCCUAGUAAUGUGGUUAAGUAUUUUGCAAUAGAUGCACAAUUCUUUAUGCUCUUUUAAACACACUUUUAAUGCCUUACACUAGCUCUAGCAGAACAGCUACAGUGCUAUAAGGGAGAUGAGUUCUAGGGCUACGUGGUGCCUCGUGUGCAUGCAGGACACUUGGGCUACAACAGUACUGCUGGAAAUCAUACUGCUUUGUUUGAUUAAUGUGUUUGGAUUAGAAUACGACUAUUUCAUUAUUGGUUGCUCAGAGAGUGGAAGCAGAGGAAACAGAGAUGGGAUGCACUCUGUUUGCUUGCUCCCGGAGAAGGAUUUUCAAGAAAGAAGCAGGGUCUACAAGAUUCGGAUCAUCACAUGCAGCAGCUCAGGUGCUGGCAAAGCCACACAGCUGAGUUUGUGUUAUCUCCAUGUCUGAGCACCAUCACCUGUUUUUUAUACUUAGCCCAAAAUAUUUGAAAGCUGUAGCAUGAAAAAUGUUUUUAGAAAGCUAUUGCAGAGGAACUGUUAAAAUGUGGCAUUGAUAGGAGCUGUUUUCCCAGCUUAGAGCGAGUGACCGUAAUUCCAUUUCUCCUUUUGCCAAUGACCGUGUUGUCUGUAGGUGCGGACCAUCAGCUUUAUUGCAUUUUGGUUACCGUGCCCUCUCUGCUUAGUGCAAAGGCAGUGCCACGGUGUGCCAAGCGCUGCCUCAAGAGCGUAGCACCUUCCCUCCUUCAGGAAACUUACACUAGCACUUAGGAACCGCUUGCGGAUCUGAUGUAGUAGUAGUGGACAGGUACGGUUGGACUCGGUGAUCUCAACGGUCUUUUCCAACCUAACGAUUCUGUGAUUCUAUAAGAGAAACAUGUGGCUAAUUCACAAAUACUGCAGUUUUUUAAUUAAAAAAAAAAGGGGGGGGGAAGAGGAAGAAAGCUGUUUCACUGAAAAAAAAACACCCAGUUUUUAGAACUCUGAAGUUGCUCCUUUUCCCGAGGGCUCCUCUGUGGCUUUGGUGAAUGCUCAUGCCUUAGUGUAAUUUCUAGGUGUGUGGAAAACCCUAAGUGCACAGUGAAAGGCAGCACUUUUUCAAUGAUUUACAGUAAUAGAAUUUUAGAUCUGUUUGUCAAGGAAUUCAAAUAGGAAAAUACUGACAAAUACUGCAGUAAAGAAAUUAAACUUUGUUUUCUCUUCAAAAUUGGACAAAAGUCAAAGUUUUAAUGUGCUAAAUGUCUGUAAAGGUUCAAA